This is a messenger RNA of Rangifer tarandus platyrhynchus (Svalbard reindeer), 381 nucleotides long. Lineage: Eukaryota; Metazoa; Chordata; Mammalia; Artiodactyla; Cervidae. The record is from the annotation of a GenBank genome assembly.
AUGCGGAGCGCCCUGCUGUUUGCAGUCAUCCUGGCCCUCAGCUCGGCUCGCAGUCUUGGUGCGGUCUGUGAGGAGUCACAGGAGCAGGUGGUGCCCGGUGGGGGUCUCAGCAAGAAGGACUCAAAUCUCUACCAGCUGCCCCCAUCAUUGCUCCGGAGACUCUAUGAUAGCCACGUGGUCUCCCUGGAUGGAUUGCUCAAGAUGCUGAGCAAGGCCAGCGUAGGUCCAAAGGAGUCACCACUUCCCCAGAAGCGUGACAUGCAUGACUUCUUUGUGGGUCUCAUGGGCAAGAGGAACCUCCAGGCAGACACUCCUGUUGAUAUGAACCAAGAAAACAUCCCCAGCUUUGGCACCUUCAAGUACCCCCGCAGUGUGGAAUGA